Messenger RNA from Carya illinoinensis, 600 nucleotides. RefSeq lists its product as uncharacterized. NCBI's taxonomy places the organism in Eukaryota, Viridiplantae, Streptophyta, Magnoliopsida, Fagales, Juglandaceae. Bases 1 to 600 code for a protein of 199 amino acids. The transcript has a single exon. The record is from RefSeq and is a predicted model, not a curated record.
AUGCAGGAGGUAGAGAAAAUGGUCCAUCCCAAGGCUAAGGAAAGUACCAACAAAGAUGGUUUAACUCCCCGACAAUUGUUCACAAAGAACCAUGAGAACUUGAUGGAAAGGGGAGAGAAAUGGAUGAAGGAUACAGCAACUUCAUGCACUGUGGUGGCUGCUUUCAUUGUUACCAUUAUAUUUGCAGCUGCCUUUACCAUUCCAGGUCGUGACAACGAUAAAAACGGCUUGCCAAUUUCCACAAAAGACAAUAGGGUUGAGUUCUUUAUGAUAUGUGAUGGCAUAUCCCUUGGUUUUUCCACAGUUUCAGUCUUGAUGUUUUUGGGAAUCCUCACAUCACGCUAUUCAGAAGAUGAUUUUCUUGAGAAAUUGCCGAGGCAGAUGAUAAUAGGCCUCAUCUGCCUCUUCUGCGCUAUUACGACCAUGCUGGCAGUCUUUUUAAUUGACAUUUUAAUCGAGCUACAUAAGCAAUCAAGGACUGUAUACGCUUUCAGUUGUUUGGCCUUCACUAUAGCCACCCUCUUCAUUCAGCUGAUGUUUGGCCUUCUUGUAGGCAUGAUCAGGUCAACCUACGGGCGAGGAAUCUUUGAUAGGAAUUGA